GAGGGAAAGAGAGAGAGAGAGAGAGGGGGAAAGAGAGAGAGAGAGAGAGAGAGAGAGAGAGAGAGAGAGAGAGAGAGAGAGGGGGAAAGAGAGAGAGAGAGAGAUGGCUGAUGAAGGAGCGACAGAAGAACUGGGACUGACUUCUUGCACUCACGUUCCACAACAUUAAAUGUAGCUAUUAAUGGAUAAAAAAGCAAGAGACGUUUUUUUUUUUUUUUUUAAAGAUAAAUCAAGCUGUUAUUGUACAUUGCGGUGGUAUAACAGAAAUAAAACACUUCAUGUUAUAGGUAAUUGUUGACUUCUUCAAGCGGACACGUUCUGAUACGUUCUGAUACGUUCUUGUAUCUGUAGACGCAACCCAUGUACGUGUACAGUAUGGUGGAUGAACUACAGAAUCUAAAGCUCGAAAUAAAUACCCGUUGUUAUCUUCCAAACGUCAUCACCUGUCGAAUUCAUCCCGUAUUGUACUGUAAUGUAAAGACCUGCUUCCUGCCAUUCAGUUUCUCUCUACUACUCAACUAAUCUAAUGUGAAGCAACUGCAGAACUCCAAACCAGUCAGAGCGAGACUCUGUGAUGUCAACGACCUCUACAUAAAGCCUCUCUCAUUGAAAGGACAUUAUAUACUGCCAUGGAAACCGAGGGAUAAGCUCAAGACUGCCGGGACAACCUGAACUCGCCCGUGAUGAGGAAUCGUCUCUGUAUUUCAUGCAGCAGAUGCGUCGGAACCGUUUUUUCUUCAUUAGAAGCAUUAGAUGACAACUCUUUUUUUUUCUUCUUUUUUUUUUUGUUAAUGUUUGAAAGGAUCCUAAACGUAGACGAUUACAGUCUGGUCCCUAAAAAAAACAAAACAACAAAAAACAAAGAAGAAGAAGAAGAAGAAGAAGAAAAAAAGAAAUCCUAGCAUGAGAAGUAAAAUAAUUUUAUAAACGAUGCCUGAAUAUUAAAACUAAGAGUUCAGACGUAGUUCGUCGUAAAGAGAAGAAAAAAACAAACAAAGGAUAUACUGCACAGGUUCCUCACAUUCAUACACAUUCAUAGGGGGAUACUAACUUUUCAACAGGUCCCAUGAUUAAUAUUUUGACCUACACGAUUUGACUAUUUUAUAGUCGUGAUUCUAAAAGUGUUGCUAAAAUGAAUUGUCCGAAAUGUUUUUUCCUGCGGGUGUGCAAACUUUUGCACCCGACCUCACCGUACCGACGCCAUCCUGACGCCUAUAUCUUUUUCAGACCCUGCAGACCCGUCGGUUCGAUCCACGACUGAAAAUAUAAAACAGGUUAAGAAUAGAAACACACGAAGCGCUGACACUGGAGACUCCUUCCAUAAAUGUUGAAUAAACAUCUCCUCACACACCGAAGCUUCACCGCAUCCAUCAUCGGACGUUUUUUUUUUUUCCUGCGUUAAAUAAGAACACGUUUAUUUAAUUAGGCGUAGAUUACACGGAGCGUCCGCGUAUUCAUCGGUUUGAGAUAUUUUCUUCGUCGUUUAGCCGGUUAGCGGUUCGCUCAUGUGUAAAGGGAACCUAAACGAUCGACAUAUUCUUCCCUGCUCGUGUUUUUGUCUUAAUCUAAAGCUCCAGCACAACCUUUUCACAGAGCGUUUCCAGCCAGAAAGACCGUCCUUUUGAUUUACACUAACUGCAUGCCGUAUUCCAGAUCUACACGGGUUAUUACAAUCCAAUUUGUCCUGUUCUAACACGACCAGCACUUCACUCACUGUGACGGAGUCAGACCACGUAUCGAGCUGACAAAGACGGAGGACACGGGCUGCAUGGAUAAUGCCACACGUCCUUGGGUUCAUCUCUUCUUUUCGCUGGGAUGAAACGAGAACUGUUGUGCGAGAGCGGAGAGCUCGUUGAGGCGCAGCGAGGAGGAGAAGGACAGAUGGGGGAUCGCCGAUGUGCAGAUCUCGUUAAAAAAAAACUGUUUCUCAGGGCAAAAAAAAAAAAAAAACCCCAAAAACGAAAAAAUACGAGGACAUGUGCAAGAUCCUGAACCGAUCGGAAGGUGAUGAAAAUUCUCUCUGCAUUCAAAUCUCCAUCAUUCAUUUGUUUAUAUAAAUAUAUAAAUAUAUCUGUGUAUAACCUAAUGCAGUUUAUUCUUGUUGCACAUUCUCUGAUUGGCUGCUGGAGUUAGAGGAGGAGUCAGUGAUCACAGUGCAGAACAGGGGCUAAGAGGGAAAGUGCCAAUCUGCCAAAGGAACGCUCCCGAGAGCAGGUGCCUACCUCGGAUUCCUGCAUCUUCUUCUUUUAUUCCUCCGGUCUCUUCUUCUCAAGCUCAGUCUCAGCACUGUCCUUUUAAGGCUCUCGGCUUUUUUUCUUUAUCUGCUCUUCCUCAUCCUUCGAACGCUGCUCGAGGAUGACAGUGUGUGAGGGUUAAAUAGUAGCUGCUGGAAAGCUCGCUGAUGCUCGAGGAUGACACGGGGACCUCCGUGCACUGGGAAAACGCAUCUCUUUGGGACUCUGUAGCUCAGAUGGAGAUGGAGGACACGGAAGAGACUCGCAGAUUAGAAUAAACGCAGAUGAAGACGGAAAGCGGAGGACUGUGGUGAGGAGGUCUUGCGGAUAUGAACGUGUCGGAGCACCACGGGAUGCAGCAUGCACACCGGAACCACAGCCUGGGCGUGCAGAUUGGAAACAAAGCCGGCUCGGGGGAAAGGAACUCGGAGUCGGGCUGCUACGAGCAGCUGUUGAUCUCCACCGAGGUCUUCAUCACGCUAGGGUUGGUCAGCCUUCUGGAGAACAUCCUGGUAAUCGCGGCCAUCGUCAAGAACAAGAACUUCCACUCGCCCAUGUACUUCUUCAUCUGCAGCCUGGCGGUGGCCGACCUGCUGGUGAGCGUAUCGAACGCGACAGAAACGGCUGUGAUGGCGCUGAUCACCAGCGGCAACCUGACCAUCUCUGGAGACGUCGUGAAAAGCAUGGACAAUGUGUUCGACUCCAUGAUCUGCAGCUCACUCCUGGCCUCCAUUUGGAGUCUCCUGGCCAUCGCCGUGGACCGCUACGUCACCAUCUUCUACGCCCUGCGCUACCACAACAUCAUGACCCAACGCCGCGCGGCGCUCAUCAUCGUAUGCAUAUGGAGCUUCUGCACGGCGUCCGGUGUGCUCUUCAUCAUCUACUCGGAGAGCGCUACAGUCCUCAUCUGCCUUAUCAGCAUGUUCUUCACCAUGCUGGCCCUCAUGGCCUCGCUUUACGUGCACAUGUUCCUCUUGGCGCGGCUUCACAUGAAACGCAUCGCCGCCUUACCGGGGAACGGCCCCGUGUGGCAGGCGGCCAACAUGAAGGGCGCCGUGACGCUCACCAUCCUGCUCGGAGUGUUUGUCGUGUGCUGGGCGCCGUUUUUUCUCCACCUCAUUCUCAUGAUCUCUUGUCCGAGGAACCCGUAUUGCGUCUGCUUCAUGUCUCACUUCAACAUGUACCUGAUUCUGAUCAUGUGCAACUCGGUGAUCGACCCGCUCAUCUACGCGUUCAGGAGUCAGGAGAUGAGGAAGACCUUCCGGGAGAUCUGCUGCGGCUGGGCUUCGGGAUGGAGCUGCGGCUGGAGUUGCGUCGGCUUCGACGAGAGGCUUAACAGCUAUUGAACCGGACGUUUUGUUUUUGACCUCGAACGCACUGACGAUUCGCUCCUCGUCCCGGACCGUUCGCUGGCUGAAAUCGCGAACCACGUCGGACGAUUGCUUUUCUUCACCAACAAAAAACCAAGACCUUCAAAAUAACCCGACUCAAAACCUCCAGAAACACUCGUCUUGUGAAACAACCUUGAAUUUCGUCUUUUGCUACACGACUGUGAAAUCAUUUCUGCCUUUCCAUCAUCAUCAUCAUCACCACCAACAGGCGGGUUACCUACGCUCGAAAAUCAGUUCUGGACAAACUCCUGCAUGACCGAGAAGAAAAAUCAAUGCAGUCUUGCGGGGAAAUAUCUGGAAUGGUCGUGAUCAGUAAUUAUCCUGUCGAUUGAGGUAAUUGCAGACUUCAUAUCAGACUCCUUCUCAGUGCGUGGAUAAUACCCCGAGUCCCCUCGUCUCUCCGCUGGUCCAUUCUGUUCUCGUAUCUGUUCGUGUAAUAUAAUGUGAUGUGAAAUGGCUGUGACUCUCUCGACCUUAUGUUCUGUUAUUAAUCCGACCGUAAUGAGUAAUUAAGAGUAUAAUUACAUUUCUUUCAUCGAUAUGUGUCACAAAUGAUAAAUAUAUCGGGAGAAAUAUCGAGAUUUCCUCUUGACUGGACGUCUAGAGUUUCAUUCAUAGAUUCAUUUAUUCAAUGAAUUACGUACACGUCGAGCUCACGCUUCUGCUUGAAGGCCAGACUGUAAUAUCGUGUAUCAUGUAAGACAUAAUAAGUAAUAAAGGCUCAUAAAAAUAUAAGAAAUAAUCCAUCAUGUUCAUGUUACGUCAUGUUAGACGUUCGUCCUCCGGACGUCUCUACUUUGUGUUCUCACAGCAAGUUUUUUUUUUUUUUUUUUAAAGAGUAUUAUUACUUCUUGAGGAUCUUAUCUCCAGACAGACGACGGUCAGACCGCAGGGUGUAAUGAACGCUAGAGCUUUUAUUCAGGCAAGCUAAGUGGUGUUCCGUUAC
Messenger RNA from Ictalurus punctatus (channel catfish), 4571 nucleotides. RefSeq names its product melanocortin 4 receptor (gene mc4r). The transcript has a single exon. Lineage: Eukaryota; Metazoa; Chordata; Actinopteri; Siluriformes; Ictaluridae. Gene Ontology annotation, molecular function: melanocyte-stimulating hormone receptor activity. Bases 2564 to 3580 code for a protein of 338 amino acids. Gene Ontology annotation, biological process: G protein-coupled receptor signaling pathway. Gene Ontology annotation, cellular component: membrane. The record is from RefSeq and is a predicted model, not a curated record.